AUUUUUAAGAACGUUUAGUUCCGACAGUUGUGUUAAGUCGGCUUAGAGAGAGAUUGCCCUAAUUUGUCUUCGAGCAGCGGGCGAUCUUCGAGCUUAGUUCCGAUGAAGACGGUGACGGGAAGAGUUACGAGGGAGAAACCGAUCGCUCUCUCAAAGGCGGCAACGCUUCUCUCAAGUUUCGUUUCCUCUGAGACAGAGGCCUCUCAAGACGUUGCCGCGUACCUCCGACGCGCCUCAGCUGCCUUCACUGAGCUAAAGAGCUUCCACAGGGAGAUUAGAUCUACCAAGGCAAAGGACGAGCACAAUCCGAGUGUCGAACUCGAGGAUAAGAAGAAGAGCAGAGAAGAAGAUGUUGCUGUGGUGAAGUUGGAAGAGGAGCAAGGGAAGAAAGAGAGAAAGAAGAAGAAAGGGGAAGAAGAUGUUGUUGACGAGAAGGUGGAUGUGAGGUUGGAAGAAGGGCAGAGGAACGAAGAGAGCAAGGAGAAGAAGCGCAAGAAGAACAGAGGUGAAGAAGAUGUUGUUGAGGAGAAUGUGAAUGAAGAGAGAAAGGAGAAGAAGAAGAAGAAGAAGAAGCGGAAGAGUGAUGAUGGAGAGAUUGGUUCUGAGGAGAGAAAGAGCAAGAAGAAGAGGAAAUCAAAGGAGAUUGAUGCUUGAACUUGCCUACUUUUUGGUGACAAUUUUGUAGUGAUUUUUCUUCAAAAGUUUCGGGUAAUGAUGUCCCUAAGAUUGAUAAAGAUUUGAUUUUGUGGAACUCUUUGUUAUAGUCUUUAGUUAUCUUCAAUGGAGUUAUUGCCCUCUGUACCGUUACUAUAUCUGGAAGAUUCUUGAUUGCAAAGUUGCAAGCUUUU
Molecule: messenger RNA, 848 nt
Organism: Brassica napus (rape)
Lineage: Eukaryota; Viridiplantae; Streptophyta; Magnoliopsida; Brassicales; Brassicaceae
Product: nucleolar protein 58-like
Exons: 1
Coding region: 103-654 (183 amino acids)
Source: RefSeq, a predicted model, not a curated record